This is a messenger RNA of Frankliniella occidentalis (western flower thrips), 618 nucleotides long. Its product is annotated as DNA (cytosine-5)-methyltransferase 3B-like. The coding region runs from base 1 to 522 and encodes 173 amino acids. Gene Ontology annotation, cellular component: nucleus. Gene Ontology annotation, molecular function: methyltransferase activity. NCBI's taxonomy places the organism in Eukaryota, Metazoa, Arthropoda, Insecta, Thysanoptera, Thripidae. The record is from RefSeq and is a predicted model, not a curated record. The transcript is spliced from 3 exons.
AUGACCCUAUUUGAGGCUUUCAAUGGUCAAGAUGCUAUUGUGGGCCUAGUUGAGGCAGCAUUCAUAUUUGAUUUAGAGUAUCCAGAAGAACUCCCAUUUACCUUUCAGUUUACAGAGAGAACUACACAGGAAAAUUGUGGAGAAGUGCAAAUGGAGCAGGUCGAGAAUAUUCUCCCACUGGAGACAGAUGAUGAAAUGCAGGAACCACAGUUCCCUCUCAAGGAGACCAGAGUACUCUCCUUGUUUGAUGGCCUCAGUGUUGGCCGUUUCUCUCUUAAACAACUGAAAAUAGCUGUUGGAGCGUAUUUUUCCUCCGAGGUUGAUGAAAAUGCUCUCAAACUAUCCAAAUAUAAUUUAGGUGAUGAGGUUCAGCAAAUAGGAUGUGUCACGAAAGUAACAUCAGAUGUUUUGAGGUCACUCGGAGGAAUUGACCUAUUAUUAGCUGCGCCACCUUGUCAAGACUUCAGUUCAGCAAACCCUGAUCGUAAAGGUUUUGCAGGUAUAUGGUUUGCAAAUAUAUGAAACAUUAUUUCUAAAUGGCAGUCAUAUACAGUUCUGUGUGCCUCUUGUUAUUCUGAAGGUAAAAAUGGUAGGGGAGAGUGGGGCACCUGGAGACAU